Molecule: messenger RNA, 1116 nt
Organism: Morus notabilis
Lineage: Eukaryota; Viridiplantae; Streptophyta; Magnoliopsida; Rosales; Moraceae
Product: E3 ubiquitin-protein ligase RNF8
Exons: 5
Coding region: 225-971 (248 amino acids)
Biological process (GO): protein ubiquitination
Molecular function (GO): ubiquitin protein ligase activity
Source: RefSeq, a predicted model, not a curated record
CACAAGCUCUUUAUUGUUCUUAGCUUCUUCUUCACUCCACCAAAAAAAAUAAAAAUAAAAAGGACCUUUCCCUUGUCAAAGUCCCAAAGAUUUUUCAAAGUGGGUGUGCCUUAAUAGGGCCUUCUAGGCUGUGGCUUUUGCUUUGUCUCUGAAUUUUUGUUUAUUUUCUCCAUUAAAGUAUCCGUUUUUGAAGAAGGGGAAAAAAAAAAAAAACAACAACAACAAUGUUGGGGUGUUAUCAGCAACUUGCUGCUAGGCCAUCUUACCAAGACUCCCUUAAGAUUCUUGAGGCCGAUAUUCAACAUGCCAAUAUGCUGGCAGGUUCUAUUCCACGAGGCAAAGGAGGUAUUUCUCUUCGGAUGAAAUUGGUAUAUAAUAAACUAGCACCAAUUUUCAUGUUUUUGCGGCAAUGGAUGGACUGUUCUUCUUCAUGUCUAUUCUCUAGUUAUAUAAACCUCUUUUACAUUAUUGUACAUAAGGUCCGGUCAGAUGGGAGGCCAAAUGUUUCUUCGUAUGGAAGAAAAGCAACCAUUGGUGAAUUCUAUACUGUUAUACUACCGUCACUUAAGCGUCUCCAUUGUGAUUUGUCGGAGGACACGACUCACGAGAGGAGGAGUCACAACUUGGAGAUGGCGGUGAGGAAGAUCUCUGAUGCAGAUUUGGAGAGGGAAGAUGAAUGUGGGAUCUGCUUGGAGCCUUGUACCAAAAUGGUUUUGCCCAACUGCUGCCAUGCCAUGUGCAUCAAUUGCUACCAUGACUGGAACACAAGGUCAGAGUCCUGCCCAUUCUGCCGCGGAAGCUUAAAGAGAGUGAAUUCCGAGGAUUUAUGGGUCCUGACAUGUGGGAAUGAUGUGGUUGACACACAAAGUGCAUUGAAAGAGGAUGUUCAAAGGUUUUAUCUUUUCAUUAACAGCCUGCCUAAGGAUAUUCCUGAUGCUCUAUUCAUAAUGUAUUAUGAUUACUUAUUUUGAUCUAACAGCUCAUCAUGAAAAUUGGAUGUAUAGAAAGGGAGAAAAUUGCUCACCAUCACAUGUAUUUAGCGAGUAUGUUGGGGUCUUCAAAUUGUGAAACGUUUGUUACCACUCCAUGCAGUAUAUAAUAAAGAUUGUUUCUGUG